AUGGAACCAGACGGGUUUUUGCCCGAAGAAGUGUUGACCGAGCGCCGGGAAUUCAUCCUCAAUUCCCUCAACCAGCUCUACUCGGAGGCCGAUAAAUUCGUGAUCCCGCCCAUUCCUGAAAAGAAACCGGUCAAAGCCGACGAUCACCAUAUCGAGUUCCCUCACCACGAGAAUAAGCGACUCUUUCGCCCGCCGCUUCAAGUGCAGCGCAACCGCCAUGCCUACGACAAAUUGUUUGAGGCUAAGGAGCAAGGGGUCAACGUCAAAAAAAUAGCCGUGCUUGGCUGCGGCGCCUUGUCCUUCGAGCGCUACCUUUCCCUAAACCUCCACCGAAUCGGUGCCGAGCAUGUGAUAUCUAUUGAUAUUUGCUAUGAGGACGCUCAUCACGGAGUUGAUUCGUUGAAGAAUUAUGCUGAGAGCCACAAGCGUCUAUUUGGGAGGAUAUUUGCUCAUCCUGCUAUUGUCGAAGUUUGGAAAGGUGACAUAAAAGAAUUCCACAAUUGCUUGAAUGAUGUCGAUGUUGUGAUUUGCCUUGAAGUGAUAGAGCAUAUGCCCCUUGAGGAUGCUGACAAGGUGCUUUUCAACAUUCUUCACAACAUAAAGCCCAAAGUAGCGAUAAUCAGCACCCCAAACCACGAAUACAAUCAGAAAUUCCCGGGGAUGGACAAAAAGUUUCGCCACGAUGAUCAUCAUUUCGAAUUCAACACCGUGGAAUUUACUGAAUGGACUGAACGACUUCGCAAGGGCAGUGGGUAUUCAGCCGAGGUCGACUACGUGGGAUAUUUGGAAAACAAUGAAAGCGAUUCGGACGGCGGUUUCUGUCCCUUUGAGCUUCAAGUCAAAUAUGCUGCCAAGUAUGCGAAGGAAAGCGGGAAAGAUCCGGUGCGCGGCGGGGCGACACAGUUUGUCGUGUACAAGAAGGUUGAAGCGCCGACUGUUGACGUUGUGCCCCACCCAAGGGACUCUUCCAGUUAUUCGAGAAUAGGCUGUGUGCUUAUCCCAUAUGGAAAAUCGGCCGUAUUGCGUUUCGCAGCACAGCGAUCCCUUUGCGAUUACCUGGAGGCCGGGAAACACAAUGAGGAAACGUUAGAAUCGUUGUGCGAUCGGACAUACUACCCGGUCUAUUUGCGGAAAGUGAUUGCUGCGGCCGAGCCGAAAUACCAGCGAUUGCUGCGGGAGUACGAAGAGGAAGCAUGCAUCAACAUGUCAAACGGAAGCCAUAACUACAUCGCGGCAAUGUCCAAAGAGGUGGACGGCGAAGCUCAAUGGAUUCUGCAUGUGCCGGAUACGAUCCCCGUCAAGGAAUUGUGUGACUAUCUUCGUGAUGUCGACUAU
This is a messenger RNA of Mesorhabditis spiculigera, 1335 nucleotides long. The record is from the annotation of a GenBank genome assembly. Lineage: Eukaryota; Metazoa; Nematoda; Chromadorea; Rhabditida; Rhabditidae.